This is a messenger RNA of Egretta garzetta (little egret), 2401 nucleotides long. Its product is annotated as pantetheinase. The record is from RefSeq and is a predicted model, not a curated record. NCBI's taxonomy places the organism in Eukaryota, Metazoa, Chordata, Aves, Pelecaniformes, Ardeidae. Gene Ontology annotation, biological process: transmembrane transport. The transcript has 15 exons. The coding region runs from base 5 to 2401 and encodes 798 amino acids. Gene Ontology annotation, molecular function: hydrolase activity, acting on carbon-nitrogen (but not peptide) bonds, in linear amides; transmembrane transporter activity.
UGGCAUGCCAGAAGCACCGGGUGAGGACUCGAGGAGGUUUACCAGAGAACAGCUAUUUACAAUGGCCGCAACAGCUUCUAUAAACUUCAGUUCCAUGAUAUGCUAUUCAAUCCUGGGACCCUUUUUCCCUUCAGAGGCAGAAAAAAAAGGUGCCAGUAACACCGUUGUUGGCCUGAUUUUUGGCUGUUUUGCUUUGGUCAAUUUCUUGACUUCUUUAAUCUUGGGAAAUUAUCUUACACAUAUUGGAGCAAAAUUCAUGUUUGUGGCAGGGAUGUUUGUUUCAGGAUGUGUGACCAUUCUGUUUGGAAUGCUGGACAAGGUUCCAAGUGGACCAGUGUUCAUCGGUUUGUGCUUUUUAGUAAGAGCAAUGGAUGCAGUAGGUUUUGCAGCAGCAAUGACAGCAUCGUUUUCAAUCCUUGCAAAGGCAUUUCCCAAUAAUAUAGCUACUGUCCUGGGAAGCCUUGAAAUUUUUACAGGACUGGGACUGGUGCUGGGCCCGCCUUUAGGUGGCUUUCUGUAUCAGUCGUUUGGUUACGAGGUCCCUUUCAUUACACUGGGAUGCGUGGUGUUGGUCUUGGUGCCUGUGAAUAUGUGCAUAUUACCAAAAUAUGAUUCGAUCCCUAGCAAGAACUCCUUCUGGAAGCUCAUUCUUCUGCCGAAAGUCUUACUGCUAUGUCUUACUAUAUGCUCUCUAAGUGCAUGCUUGGGCUUUUUGGAUCCUACAAUGUCUCUCUUUAUCCUAAAGAAAUUCAAACUCCCAGCUGGUUAUGUGGGCUUGGUAUUCCUCGGUUUGGCGCUCUCGUACUCCCUGUCUUCUCCCCUCCUCGGUCUCCUAAGUGACAAACUGCCAUACCUCAGGAAGUGGCUGCUGGUAUCUGGAGGAUUAAUGACAGCACUGUGCUUUUUCAUGUUAGGACCUGCUCCUGUACUGCACACCGUGCUUUUGGUGCUGUCUGCUCUGGAGGCCUGUGCCCUGGACAGCUACGUUGCAGCCAUCUACGAGCACAACGUCAUCUUGUCAGAGGACACUGAAGUGCCGGUUUCUCCUGAGGAGGCCUUGAUGCUGAUGGAAAAAAAUAUGGUAAUUUUUGAGGUGGCCAUCAAAGAAGCAGCCAGACAGGGUGCCCAUAUCAUUGUGACUCAUGAUGAUGGCAUUUACGGCUGGGUCUUCACAAGGGAAACAAUAUACCCUUAUCUUGAGGAUAUCCCGGACCCACGGGUGGACUGGAUUCCGUGUGCUGAUCCUAGAAGGUUUGCUCCCUCACCAGUGCUGGAAAGACUAAGCUGUCUGGCGAGGAAUAACUCCAUCUAUGUGGUUGCAAAUAUGGGAGACAAGAAGCCCUGUAAUGCCAGUGACCCAAGGUGCCCGAGUGAUGGUCACUACCAGUACAAUACCAACGUUGUCUUUGACUCAGAAGGGAAACUGGUGGCUCGUUAUCACAAGUACAACCUUUUUGUGGCAGAGAAACAGUUUGAUUACCCCAAGGAUCCAGAAUUUGUUACUUUCAAUACAUCCUUUGGCUACUUUGGCAUUUUCACUUGUGCGGACAUACUCUAUCAUGACCCAGCCGUGGUCCUGGCAAGCAGAUUUCAGGUUGACACCAUUCUAUUCCCAACCACUUGGGUUAACACUCUCCCACUGCUGUCAGCGGCCCAGUUUCACUCAGCAUGGGCUAUGGGAAUGGGCGUCAACUUUCUUUCAGCAAAUACACCUUUCUGGUGUUAUGUGUUUGCAGGGAGUGGUAUUUAUACCCCAGAUGGUCCGAGAGCGUAUUAUUACAACACAGAAAUGGAAAAUGGUCACCUUUUGGUGGCAGAACUGAGUUCACGACCACGUCUGUCUCCUGACUAUUCUGCUGCCGUUAACUGGAAAUUGUAUGCCAGCAGCAUUGAACAGCUUCUGCCAAACUAUCACUAUUUCAGUGGGGUCGUUUACCACGAUCUCUUCUCCUUCACGGAACUCACUGAACCUGAGGGAAACCAUGCCAUUUGCCAGCAGGACCUCUGUUGCCACCUGAGCUACAAGAUGGCCGAGAAGCAGAAAGAUGACGUUUAUGUUCUGGGUGCCUUUGAUGGGCUACAUGUUGUUGAAGGAGAGUAUUAUUUGCAGAUAUGCACACUGCUCAAGUGCAAGAGCACCGACCUGAACACAUGUGGGCAGCCGGUGGAGACUGCGCAGACCAGGUUUGAGAGGUUCUCCCUCAGCGGCACGUUUGGCACCAACUACGUCUUUCCAGAAGUCUUGUACAGCGGGGUGCAGCUGGCCCUCAGGGAGUUUGAGGUGCUAAAUGAUGGACGGCUGAUAAGUCGGGCUAGUACAUCGAAGCCAGUUUUGAGUGUAACACUCUUUGGGAGGUGGUAUGCAAAGGACCCUCCACACACGCAGCAAGCUUCACCAUGA